GGGUAGAGUGUUGAGCCUGAGCCAUGGAGGAACAUCACAUAUGAGGAUGAGUCUCGUUUAGUGACGUUUAUAAGACGCCAUGGGGCUUAUUAUUUCCAGAUUUCGUAGAAAAAAAUCAACAAAGGAGUUACUUGAACAGAUUCAGGAGGAUGUGGAGGCCAUCGAGGAGUACCGGGAGACUACGGAGCAGAAGCAGAAGAGGCUGGUGGGGAGCCUCGUGCUAUACUCUAUCGUUAUCUACCUGGCUGCCGCUCUCAUCUUCUACUUCCACUACUUCCCCCUCACCCUACAGGACCAGUUGUUAUACGCUACACCCUUCAUCGUUUUCCCUUUCCUGAUUUACCUUCUCAAGAGACUUCUCACAUGGUACUAUCACCGAAAGAUCUCCAAAAAUGAGGAAAAGUUGAAGAAUCUCCGGGAGGAAAAGGAGAAGAUCUUGGAGCAGGUGAUGGAGACGGAGACAUACAAAGUGGCCAAAGAGAUCCUGGAGGUAUAUGCACCAGACCAGCUGCGGAGAACUCAGAUGCACAAAGCGCCAGUACCCUUACCCUCCGUAGCCCAGAGAAUUCCAGCUCCCAACAACCAGCACUCAGAUGUUCGGAGACGGGUGGUGAGCUCAUCGGCGACUCCCCAGGCCGGACCACAGGGGGCCAUGGGUGUACGGCCAGUUGGUCCACAGGUAUUACCGCCGCACCAUACCCCGGCCUUCACCCCGAGGCCGCCGCUGUUGUCGCAGUCAACGCCGGCGAGACCAGGUAUAGUCGGUGUGGGCACCCUAAGAUCCGCACCGGCAGUCAUGAUGGCUAGUGGUGGGCCUCAAGUCCUUCCCGGUCCUCCUACUACUGGCCCCUCUGCUGUUCCUGUCAGUCCAGUCCACUACGCCUCCACCCCAGCGCCUCUCACCCUUCUUGCUGCUGCUCCACCUCCUGGCAUCAUCAGGGGGGAUGGUAUACCCCCCGGACCCCCCAUGCCAAGGCCAGUAUUACCACGAGAACGGGGUUACUUGGAUCGCUUCAUCGAGUACUUAGUGGGUGACGGGCCCACCAACCGUUUUGCCUUAGUGUGCCGUCAGUGCGAGUCUCACAACGGGAUGGCACUCAAAGACGAGUUCCAGUACCUCGCGUUCAGAUGUGCUUAUUGUUUCUAUUGGAAUCCUGCACGGAAGCAGCGUCCCGCGGCCCCUCGUCUGGAGAACCUCUCACUCCCACCGCCGUUACCUGUUACAGAGGACCAAGAGGAAGAUGAUGAGGAGGAAGACGAGGAGGAAGAGGAGCAAGAGGAACAGGAGUCAUCAUCGAGUGAAGAGGAGGAGGAGGAGGACGAAGAAGAGGGAGGUGUGGAGGAAGAAGAAUCUGGCAGUAGCAGUAGUGCCGAGGAGGAGGACGAAGAAGAAGGUCCAGUCUCUGAGGUGUCGAGCGCUAAGGCCACGUCCAGUCAAGAAGGUUCAAUGGAGGACGUAGCCAAGACGCCCUCGACCGACCCUAGUGUCUCGGAUGACCACCAGCAACACUGUGUGGCGGAAGAUUUACCACUCCCCGUCACCAACCACACACCCUUAGUGAACUCCUCGAAAACUACGCCGUCUUCUACCCUAGAGGUGGAGGAAACUGGUUAAAAAUGACGUGGAGAAUAUCCCGUUUGGCCGAGGUCGAGAAGCCAGUGUUUGUUUUUGUUUGACGUUGAGAUGCGAGCUUUUAGUUCGGCCAGGGUUUAGAUACGAGUGCUAGUUUUGGGCCAAGAUCGAGUUACAAGCGCUUAGUUUGGCCAGAGUUUAGACAGUAAGUGCUAGUUUUGGGCCAAGAUCGAGUUACAAGCACUUAGUUUGGCCAGGGUUUAGAUACAAGUGCUAGUUUUGGGCCAAGAUCGAGUUACAUGCACUUAGUUUGGCCAGGGUUUAGAUACAAGUGCUAGUUUUGGGCCAAGAUCGAGUUGCAAGUGGCUAGUUCGGCCAGAGUUUAGAUACAAGUGCUAGUUUUGGCUAGUUCGGCCAGAGUUUAGAUACAAGUGCUUAGUUUUGGGCCAAGAUCGAGUUACAAGCACUUAGUUUGGCCAGAGUUUAAAUACAAGUGAUAGUUUUGGGCCAAGAUCUGGAUACCAUUGAUGUGUCAGUCAGAAAGUUCUUGAUGUCUCUGUUGAAACUGGUCUUUUAUUUUUCUUGUGCACAUUGUGAUUUUGUGUUGCUGUGUUCUGUGUACAUCCUAUGAAUUUGUUGCUGUCACGUGCACAUCUUGUAAUUGUGUUGCUAUCGUACGCACCCCCAUCUUUGUGUUGCCGACAUGUGCACAUACCAUAUUUGUGUUACUACCGUGUACAUCCUGUGAUUGUGUUUGCUGUCUCCUGUGCACAUCCCAUGAGUUUGACAUUAUCUGCUGUGCACAUCCUGAGAUUUGUGUUGCUGUUUCCUGUCCACUUCCCAUGACAGUUGCUAAUUUAAGCACAUCCCAUGAACUUGUUGCUGCAUCUAGCACAUGGCGCAUAUUUGUGUUCCCAUAAAUCACCGCAUAGUUUACCCUGUGUUGGUUCUGCGUUGCUGUAUUGGGCAUAAAACCCUUAUACAAUUCACAAGUGUAUUAUUAGUUUCGUGUCUCUCACUCAAGCUUCUUGAUGAGUCAGUUUUGUUUCUCACUUAAGCUUCAGUCAGUUUUGUUUCUCAAGCUUGUUACCGAGUCACUUUUGUUUCUCUCACUCAGCCUCUCUCUGAGUCAGCUUUGUUUCACAGUUUCACAGACUCAUGACACAAUUGUAACACCUCUAAGUAUUCCCUCCCAGUUGUGUCGUGUGUCAGUCGCCCAUUUACCCAGUGUUCAGCCAUGACCUGGCCCGCGUGUUCAUAACUAUUGGUGCGUCAUGUGUGUCUUGUGUGCCUAUCAACACCCAAUACCCUCCAACACUUUGACCUAUUCUUUCAAGUCAUCUCUCGAGUAUUUAUAACGGCAGAUCUUGACGGACUUGCCGGUCGUACACCUAAGAUUACGCAUAUUUUGAGCGUCCGCGAGGGCUCCGAGCUCCUGUAUCGGGACUAAAUCAAUCAGUGUUUUACCUCAGUGAUAUUUAUGUCUUAAAUAAGUCUAUAAGAAAGGGAAGAAUUGUGGACAUUGUGUUUGUUUUUUUACUUGUAUUUAAAAUGAACUGUUACUUAGUGACAUAUUCUUGGUAGACCGAGUGCUCUUCAGUUUGUUUGCUCACAAGCAGGUGCUAUUAGUAUUGUCGUUGGGUCCUGAGAGAUGCUUGCACUCUGUCUUUUUGUUAAGAGUGGGACCUUAACCAGAUAUUUAAAGAGUUUUAAGCAGUGCUUUUUCCACGUUUUUCUCAGAACUGUAUUAUUUGUAGAUGAAGCCAGCAGCAUUAAGUCUUCCUACUGGUUUCAUUUUCUAUUUUAGCGCAUAGAGCUACAGUACUUGUUCCGAGUCAGAGCGUGAAUCAUCGACCCGGGUGGUGUGGCUUACUAGCAGGUGACGUUGGUGUAAGAUGAUGGCCAACCUGCUCACCGCACACUUAUUGUACAAUACCUUCUGAUGUUUUAUUAAGGAUAAUAGCUAUAGUAAACCUUUAAUUGCUUUAUAAUAAA
Molecule: messenger RNA, 3568 nt
Organism: Homarus americanus (American lobster)
Lineage: Eukaryota; Metazoa; Arthropoda; Malacostraca; Decapoda; Nephropidae
Product: endoplasmic reticulum junction formation protein lunapark-A-like
Exons: 11
Coding region: 80-1615 (511 amino acids)
Biological process (GO): endoplasmic reticulum tubular network organization
Cellular component (GO): endoplasmic reticulum tubular network
Source: RefSeq, a predicted model, not a curated record